Malaya genurostris is the source of this 2523-nucleotide messenger RNA. RefSeq lists its product as uncharacterized. Gene Ontology annotation, biological process: DNA integration. The transcript is spliced from 7 exons. NCBI's taxonomy places the organism in Eukaryota, Metazoa, Arthropoda, Insecta, Diptera, Culicidae. Gene Ontology annotation, molecular function: nucleic acid binding. The record is from RefSeq and is a predicted model, not a curated record. The coding region runs from base 1 to 2523 and encodes 840 amino acids.
AUGGAAUCUCGAAAGAGGUGCACAGCAAUCGCAGAAUGUAGUGAAACUCCAAGCUCAGUUCCCGGAGGUUUUCACUUCGGCAGUGGGCCUUUGCAACAAGACGCCGGUUCUGCUGGUGUUGAAGGGGAACCCCAAGCCGGUGUUCAGACCAAAACGACCGGUUGCUUACAGCAUGGAGAGUGUGGUAGAGGACGAGCUGAAUCGUCUUCAAGGUCUCGGCAUUCUCAAGAAAGUGUAUUUUUAUAUUGGGCAGCGCCCAUCGUCGAUGUACGGAAGCCGAAUGGUGCCGUCCGUAUAUGCGCCGAUUAUUCAACGGGCCUGAACAGUGUCCUUGAACCCAACCAAUAUCCGCUGCCGCUACCAGAGGACAUCUUCGCAAAGAUGGCUAACUGUCGGAUCUUCAGCCAUAUCGAUCUCUCCGACGCAUACCUACAAGGAGCAGUUGAUGAAGCGAGCCAGCCACUUCUCACCAUUAACACCCACAAGGGUUUGUUCCAAUUUACCCGACUGUCACCCGGUAUCAAGUCAGCCCCGGGUUCGAUUCAGCAGUUGAUGGACACGAUGCUUGCUGGUCUCGACUGUGCAGCUGUUUAUUUGGAUGACAUCAUAGUGGGCGGAAAGACUGAAGAAGAGCAUCAUCGGAAUCUUUCUUUCGUUCUACAACGGCUUCGAGAGUAUGGGUUCACGGUGCGCAUCGAGAAGUGUACGUAUGGGAUGAAGCAAGUGAAACACUUGGGACAGAUUCUGGACGCCAACGGUAUCAGACCAGAUCCGGACAAAGUCGCUUCUAUCAUCAAUAUGCCGCCGCCGCACGAUGUUCCGACGCUCCGUUCAUACUUGGGCGCCGUGAACUAUUACGGCAAGUACGUGACGGAAAUGCGCCGUUUGCGACAUCCCAUGGACCAGUUGCUCAAAGCUGGAACUAAAUUCGAGUGGACUGCCGAAUGUCAACGAUCGUUCGACCGAUUUCGUGAAAUUCUCCGAUCACCGCUACUGUUGACGCACUACAAUCCAAACGUGGAAAUGGUUGUGUCAGCAGAUGCUUCGAUUUCGGGCAUGCCUCGCAGCCUAACAGCAGCAGAAAGCAAGUACAUCCAGAUCGAGAAGGAAGGUUUGGCAUUGGUGUUCGCAGUUACCAAAUUCCAUCGGAUGCUGUUCGGACGUCGAUUUACGUUGGAAACGGAUCACAAACCACUUCUUUCCAUCUUCGGAGCUAAGAAGGGUAUCCCCACUUACACGGCAAACAGACUGCAAAGCUUUGGACAUGCCGAUGUACUGUCACGUCUCAUUAACAGCAACAUUCGGCCAGAGGAGGAGUUCGUGAUUGCAACUAUGGAGUUAGAGCGAACAGUCAAAAGCGUUGUCAACCAAGCGCUAGAUGGCUUACCGCUCUCAUUCAAGCAAAUCACUACAGAAACUGGAGUCGAUGGCACAUUGCAGCAAGUUAUCCGUCACGUCCACAACGGAUGGCCUACGAAGACGUGCAUUUCGGACUCGCAAAUUCAGCAGUUUUACCUGCGCCGUAAUGCCCUGUCAGUUAUCGAAGGAUGCUUGAUGUAUGGUGAACGAAUGGUGAUUCCGCAAGCUUACCGUAAACGAGUGUUGCAGCAGCUGCACAAGGGGCACCCUGGUGUGGAACGUAUGCGAUCGAUUGCACGCCAGUAUGUCUUUUGGUCUAACAUCGACGAUGACGUUGCCAAAACCGUUGGGAAGUGCAACGAUUGUGCCAACGUAGCGAAGACCGACUGGAAGACUAACCUGGAAUCCUGGCCAUCUCCGAAAAAGUCGUGGCAGCGAGUACAUCUGGAUUACGCCGGUCCUUGGCCCGAGGUUAUCCAGACGAAGGACAUCACCACUGCAGCUACCUUGCACAUGCUUCGGGGUAUUUUCGCCAGAUUUGGAUACCCGGAAACACUGGUCACGGAUAAUGGGACUCAAUUUACCAGCGAGCAAUUCGAGUCCUUCUGUUCCAGCAACGCCAUCAUUCAACUGAGAACAGCACCGUUUCAUCCACAAAGCAACGGGCUUGCAGAGAGGUCAACGCCUUGUCGCAACGCUCCUGAUGGGAAAUCUCCUGCCGAGGUUCUGCUUGGCCGAGCAGUUCGCACAUCACUAGAGCUGCUUCGCCUACCUACAUCGAUAAACAAAUCCGAAAACACCAUACAAGAACAUCAGUUCAACCGCAAACACGGAACAAAGGAAAGGCGCUAUCAUCCUCAGGACUCCGUGUGGGCCAAGGUGUUCCGGAACAACAAGUGGUACUGGGAAGCCGGUACUGUGAUCGAGCGUCUUGGAAAGGUGAUGUAUAAUAUCUGGUUACCGGAGAAGAAGUCCUUGAUCCGGUCUCACUGUGCAGUGUCACAGGCGGACGUUGGGGCUGAAGUUUUGUCACCAGAACUACCAAAUCAACAGAUGCCGACUCAAGGUCAACCCAAGAGCAAUCCUCAAGAGCAACAACCGAUGCUUCGUAAGUCUUCACGAAUUCGAAGACCACCCACGAGGUAUGAGCCGUAUCAACUCUAA